GGAAGUUCAGGGGAGAAUAGGGAGGGAGAGAGCGGGGGCCGGGGGGAAGGGAGGGAGGGAGGCAGGGAGGGAGGCAGGGAGGGAGGCAGGGAGGAGGGAGGAGGGAGAACUGGAGGCGGCGGGUGAGUCAGCAGUUGGUGUCGUUUUUUGUUCUCUUUCUCUUUCCCGCUUCCAAAAACCGGCUGCAGACUUCGAAUUUUUUUUCCGCAUUAGGCAUCUUAUCCGAUCGGAAAUCCAAUCUUUACCUGAUUAGGAAUCUAAUCUUUACCCGAUUAGGCAUCUGAUCUCUAUCCUUCUGCAGAGAACCGGCUUCCUCACAACGGAGCGUGAUUUGGCGGCAAGAUCAGAUUUCUGAAGAUCGUUCCUCAUUUGUUGCAAGUGAUAGUCGAUCGGUUGGCGGGAAGUGAGUUGGCGGGAAGUAUUUGGCGAGAGAAUCGAACAUAGCAAUCAAUCACACUUUAUAGGUGAGGGAAUAUACAUUAGAUAAAUUCUGAGGUACAUGUAUAUAUAGGCGUUCAUACGUUUAGAUAGACACAAGGAAGACUCUCUAUAACCCCGCGCACACAGAGGGAGCGAGAUAGAAAGAUAGAUAGAUAGAUACACACACACACACACACACACACACAGAGAGAGAGAGAGAGAGAGAGAGAGAGAGAGAGAGAGAGAGAGAGAGAGAGAGAGAGGUGAGUGUGAUACGUCAUCAUGCAGCUGGACGUGUCUCGUGUGCAGAAGGAGCUUGUGGAAAUCGAAAAGGACAAAGUGCUCUCAGGCGUGAGCGUGUCUGUGUGCGGCGAUGAGCUGUCUUUGAUGAGAGGAACGAUCGUCGGUCCCGUCGGGACCCCUUAUGAGGGCGGAACCUUCGUCGUCGAUAUUCAAUUGCCAUCUGCGUAUCCGUUCGAGCCUCCGAAGAUGCAUUUUGUGACCAAAGUCUGGCAUCCUAACAUUAGCAGUCAGAAUGGAGCUAUCUGCUUAGACAUUCUCAAGGAUCAAUGGAGCCCAGCACUCACGUUGAAGACCGCCUUACUCUCGCUGCAGGCGUUGUUAUCUUCGCCGGAACCCGAUGACCCCCAAGAUGCUGUCGUUGCCCGGCAGUACCUGAGGGAUCAUAAGACAUUCGUGUCGACAGCCCGACACUGGACCGAGACUUUUGCAACCAGAGCUUCCGUCGGCAUGAAGGAGAAGGUGGCGAUGGGUCAGCAGGCGGCACGGAUCACCGAGGAAGGUGACGAUAAUGUCAAUGAUUGCGAACAGAAUGGCAAGGCCGUGGACGCGAAGGGGCAGGGGAGCGGUUCGAUGGCCUUGGCUUCUUCCACGUGCUCUUCCUCGGAGGCAAAUACGUUGUUCGAUGGGCUUGUGGUCUGUGUUACGGGCCUUUCCAAGGAUGCUCGCCGGUGGGUUCAGAGGGAGACAGAAAGAUUGGGGGGUCAAUACAGCCCUGCUCUUCAUCCUCGCUGUACCCAUCUGCUUGUACAGAGCAUGGCGGGUCGCAAGUUUCAGCAUGCUUGCAAGCAUGGCGCGAAGAAAGGUUUGCAGAUGGUAACGCUGCGUUGGCUCCUCGACUCCGUGAAACGCAAUGCGAGGAUGGACGAAAGCAAGUACCCGGUAACGGUAAAAACUAUUCAGGACGUGAAGUGUAACUGGGGCCAGAGCCGUGAUGCCGGUGGACUUUCGAGCGGGGAAGACUGUCUUUCUGCUCCUUCUUCCAGAGCAAGCGGAUCUGAUGGCAAUCGUCAGUCGAGAAACGCAUCACUGGAGCAAGUGGAUUUGCCGGAGUAUGACAGAGUGCGAGAUGGCAGCAGUGACGGGCAGGACAGAACCGACCUGUUUGACGGCUUCUGCUUCUAUGUCGAUGCAGACGUGCCAGAGGAUGUGCAGCAGAAGGUCAAGGAGACAAUUGCCAGGGGUGGGGGCUCAGAGACAGGUUGGUGGUACGUUGGGUGCAGGGCAACGCAUGUGGUGUGUGAGGCAGAAGCAUUGUACAGAUACGCUGCGAGAAGUGUGAACGUUGUGACACCACUUUGGGUCCUCCGGUCUAUGAAGAGCAAGGUGUUGCUGAAUCAGGUGCAGUUCUCUGCGGAUCUUGGGAUGCAUCUUGCAUCCGUGUUGCAUUCGAGGGCACAAGAGGCCAAUCAUGCAGGCAAUGGGGAGUGCAGGGCAGAUGAGGGAAAGAGGGGAGCGAAUGGGACGUAUGGAAGGGAGGUGGAGAUGCCUCCGCUGCGGCGGGAACGGGAACAAGAAGUCCAGAUUGCAAAGGCUGGAGUGAGACGGAGGAGAGGGCCUCGCAAGCAACCCUGCCGGACAUUGCCUAGACCAAUUACCCCUGCCCUAUUGAUGGAGACUGUGUGCUGGGCGGUGACAGACUUGCCAACCACCGCGAAAACAUUCCGCGAGUGCGAUGAGAGUUCCGAGUACAUAGAGUUCUCCAUGACGAGGAUAGAAGCACUGGGAAUAGGUUCAGAAGGGUCUAUAGGUGAUCCAGCGGCGGACUUCAGUCUGGAUUCGGAGCUGACCAAUAACAGUCCUGCAUGGGGUCUCGUUGGAAAUGGCGUAAAGAAAGAUGCAACACGAAUCAUGGACGACUUUGGCAAAGUGCGAUCGAUGUUGGAAAGCGAGAGGAUGGAAGUUGUGUUCCCGUCACCCUUUUUGACGAUUCUUUUCCCAAUUGAUCGGUUUGCAGAGAUGGGAUUGAGUUCCCGCCAAUUCUUCUCGGAGGCCGGGUUCACAAGGCAUCAGAUUCUCGAAGCAAUUUACUCUUUUUAUCAGGAGGGCAUGUCGACGGAGGAAGUCAGGGUCGCCCUCCACACGGACUCCAAAUAUGCCGAUCGGCUGCGUGCCGCAUAUGUCGGCCCGCUGGUCACCGACUGUUUGCCAGUUAAAGAUCAGCAGAAGCAUGUUGCACCCGUGAUGAAGCGUUGCGAAUUCCUUGGAAGCCGGCGCAGCUUUGAGGGUUUGCAGCGAACUGGCCGGGACAACACUGGGAAUGUCUAUGAGCUGCUGUUGGGGGUAUAGGGAUUGCUCCGGCCUUUUGAUCGGUUCCUGGUCCUCCACCGCAAACUUCAGCAUUUUGUG
Molecule: messenger RNA, 3069 nt
Organism: Chara braunii
Lineage: Eukaryota; Viridiplantae; Streptophyta; Charophyceae; Charales; Characeae
Source: the annotation of a GenBank genome assembly